Molecule: messenger RNA, 10682 nt
Organism: Coregonus sp. 'balchen'
Lineage: Eukaryota; Metazoa; Chordata; Actinopteri; Salmoniformes; Salmonidae
Source: the annotation of a GenBank genome assembly
AUGAUACCCCAGCACAUAAUUUGUACAUUGCGCAGUGGUGUGAGGUGCUGGCAACAUCGAAGUGUUUUGGGAACGGCUUUACUGCUCGAGGCCUUGGACUUUCGAAGCGUGCGCUGUCGGUGUACCUCGCCUGGCCCUGUCAGAUCCAUGGAGGAAAUACUGACGAGGGUUGUGGUACCAUUACCUACAUACGAGACGAGAGAGAAGUCCCCGCCUCCCCCUGAAUCGAACAGUGUGGAAUUUAUGAAUUUCUACAGAAGCCUUGAAAAGGAAGAGAAGUCACAAUUACUGGCAAAGUUGUCACACGAUUUUGGUGUUGACCACAAAGGAGUUUCAGAGCUAGCAGGAAAGCUGCUCGACACUCAACAAAGGGACUUGGCUACAAUACUGCAAGUAGAGGACAGGUUACGAUACAGUCUGACUCCUCGCUAUAAACAAUUGCUUAAUCACAUAAGUAGGGUGGAAUCGGGAGUGAAGUUUCUGGUGGACCUACGUGCCGAUCUGCUUGAAAUAAUCUCAUCUAAAGCAAGUGACAGUCCUCAUAUUCGGGUAAAGCCAUUGUUUACAAUUUUCUAUGGUGGCCAGCUAAUGUCAAUUCUGUCGCGCGUUUUGGAAAUAUUUGACAGGUGUAGCCAGGAAUUCUAUACAACAGCACACGUGUUUCCCACCUUGGAAUCGACUGUCAUUCCUUCUGAGCAUUUGGGGAAUUGCUACGCAAAAAUAGUAACUUUCACUAUAACAGGGAGGCAGUUCUACCAUAACCAGACAGGUGUGAUUGAAAAUGGAAGUGUUUCCAAUGGAAAUAUGGAAUAUAGCUAACAUAAUACACGUGAUUUAUUUACAAACAAGCUAAUAGAUGACAGAUUGCCAUCUUUAAUGCCAAGAAACAAAAUACACGAAAUAGGUUCAUAAUAUAAUGUACCCAAUGAAUAGGUUCAAUGGAAAGUUGUGUGUCAAAAGUUUUAAUCAGGUGCAGGCCUAUGAAUGUACCUACUAAAUAAAGUGUUGGCAUUUUGAAAAGGCCUAUCUACGUUGUAUGACGUGGAAGCCCCCCUUGACUUACAUUGGUAUGGGUGUCCCAUUUCAACCGACUGCUAGAGCAGUUCAGCGCUGAUGACUUUUACCCUAGUGAAGAAACGUACUGUAGUUUUAUUUUUUAAACGUCAUGACCAUCGGACAAUCUAACCAAUUCUAUUUACUGUUAUCAUAGCAUACCUUCUGGGUGAUUCUCAUGAAACCAGUUUUAAAAUGUCUGUAGCAAAUUGAGUUACAAAACCAUGAUGCAUCUGCAAAAAAACCAACAAUCAUUCUGAGGUUUCUAGUUUUCGGGAAAGUGUCUUAUUUUAAAUAAAUGGAAAGUUUUCGCCUGAAUUUCGCACAUUUUCACACCAAAUUCUCAUUACCGAAAUGUGUCCAGAUUAAAUUCUCAGCCAAUUUUAUACAAAACAUUAUUUAGAAAACCUAACUUAUUUCAAUAAAACACAAAAUAUGUUCCUGUAGUUUGUCCAUAAAUCAUAAAAAUUGUAUACUAGUUGAAGUUGACAUUAAACUAAUAUUUAUUACAUACAAACACAGUGUCUGUGGACAUAUCUCAUUGCUAUAACACAUUUUCAAGUUCCUGUAAAAAUUCCAAUCAGUUUUUAAAUAGUUUUAUUCUCCCAUGAUGCAUUAUCUAGAGGAGUAGUCCUCAGAUGAGCACACGUUUUAUGUUAAUCUAUUCGCUUUUAUGCCUUCAGAAUGAGGUUCUUAUUCUCAAAAUACCCUUUACCCCACUUGGCCUUCUCAUUACCAAAACGGCUAACGUGCUCAAAUCGGGAAAAAGUGUGAUUUUAAUUUGAUAACAAUUGUAUAAUUUAAUUUGAAAUAUUUGUAUUUUCAGUGUUAUGUUUAACUCAGGCCUUUUCUUUAGGGGAGCAAUGUUUAAAAAAUAUUAUAAAUAUUGAUUUAUUUAUAACUUUUUUGGACUUCGAAAACUGUUACGUUAAUGAGACUUUUUUUUUAAUGAUUGUAAAAUGCAUAAUAUCUGAUUUAAAAAAAAAACAUAAUAAUUAUGAAAUAGAUUAAGUACAGAUCCUAAUCUUAGUGAAAAAUUACACCUGAGAAUGUUUUGUUUGUUUGGAAGAAUGACCCUCCUACAGCAUUGGCCAGGGUUAAGCAACCCUGUUCCUGGAGAUGGGCAGAUACUACAGGAUUUUGUUCCAACUAGGCACCACACCUGACCAACUACGCUAAUUGAUCAGUUCAGUGAUUGCCUAAAAUCAACACACCUGGUCUUCCAGGUUGGUUAAUUCAAAAACAUGAAGUGACUGCGGCACUCCAGGAUCAGGGUUGCCUACCCCUGGCGUAGGCGAUCUCCCUUCUCUAAACUUUUACCCACUUUUCGAGGUCAGAAGUGACUGUUCUGUUUGGCUAUCACCUCAGACAUGUUCCAUGGAAAGGUCCCUGGGGGUAAUACUGUAUAGAUAUGCCAGCUGUUUAAAUAUCAGUCCCAGGGGCGGACUGUUUUUACGGGCUGGUCCACUUUUAGCCUAGUGGGCCUGUCUAACUUGUUUUUUUUUAUCUUCACAAAAUGUGAAAACAUCUCGCCAUCUCUGGGCUUACUGCCCUAGUGGAUCACGCCACCAAUUAGUGAUAGCAGUAAAUUACAGCGAUUUGACAUGAUCACGAGUGUCUUCAACUUUUUUCUCUCCAAUGUACGAAUAUAAACGUACAUCUUGUAUAAUACUUCUACAUCUUUAUUGCUGUGAAAGCACAUGAAUGUGUAUUAAAUGGAUAGACAAACAUUUAGGAUUUUGUCAUAUGCGAAAACAUGCCUUUUUGAAUUUAGUAGCUAGUAGCCUAGUCAAGGAUGCAUCAUGCAAUAUUGGGACACUAUACUUUACAGACCUAGUGGAACAAAAGUAAACCUUGAAUUUGGAGGUUUAAAAUAUCCCUGUGGUGGCCAAGUUGAUCUAUUUUAUGAAAUGCCAUUGGUUGGUGGAUAUAAAGUCUAAGGUCUUUGACAGACUGAUGCGGAAUUUGUAAAAUAAAAAAAAAUAAAAAAAUAAUACAGCUGGUGAGGUUAGCAUACGGCUAACGUGUGCCAGGUUAUCUGAUGGGACCAGCUACAAAGUAACGUUCUAUCACGCGCAACUACGUCGACCGUUCAUAAUUGGCUGAUGCACAUUUUGAGACUGAGGUCCAGGUUCAACAUAAACUUUUUCUAAUGUUCGCAUGUAUGGCCCCUCUUAAAAAUUGAAUAAGUGAGAGUAAAUAAGAGCCUCUCACCUACAAUAGAAUGUGUGCGUGGGAAGAAAGAGGGGUUUUCAUAAUCGUUAUGGUAAUUAAAACAUCAGAAAGACGAGCAGAAAAGUGAUUAAAUAAAUUCUGAAAUAUCAAAUAGGCCUAGCCUAAUAAAAGUUUGAAAUGGUCAAGACCAAUGUUCCCUCAAAAACGUUUUGGGCACUGAGCACAAACUUGAACAUUGUGAAAAUUCUGUGCAACUUCCAGCGAGCGUUUACUGUGAACACUGAUGCUGUACCCGCUUUAAGUUAGUUUUAACAGUGGCAAUGUAGGAUACUGUGGCUAUUUGAUCAUAAUGUAGGCCUACCAGAGUGGCCUACCAUCAAAAACAAUGGAGAAAAUGCAUCCCAUAACAUUUUAACAUGGAAAUAGCUGUUAUAUCAUUCACCCACAGUAGCAGCCAAUGUGUGGUGUUCAAUGUAGGCCUACAUUCCAUGAGACUUUUGAAAAAAAACAUGCAGGGCUUGACAUUAACCUGUUUAUCCACUUGUCCUUCAGACAAGGAGGUGACUGAAAAUGUGUUGUUUGAUGCAAGAAACCACUUUACAAAAUAAAAUGCAUUAUUAUUCCCUUACCAUUAUUACAGAGAAUCAGACAAAUUAUGCUACCCUCUGCCUAUUGGCUACUAAGCUUAUUCAAGCAUGUCUUAAAAUGCAACACUGCCCCUUUAAGACAGAAAUAAAGCUCUUUACCUGACUCGCUUUUCAAAGAUGUCUAGAAAUGUAUACGUUUUGUGCUCUUGUAGGAAGCAAUCACUCCCCUAUUGCUGUGUACAAGUGAUCUAUAAAUGGGCUAAUAACUCACUAACUAGCAAAGGAUAUGAACAAAAUGUGCACACUUGGCUACAUGCACUUCUCGAUUUGAUCUCAAAACAAGCGCAUCUACCCCCGACCGCUCAUGCUGUAAACGCAGUCCAGUUCAAAUUAAAUGGCACAGAUCCAUAUAUGGCAAUGGUCUAUUUGCAUAUAGGCCUACUGCAGCUCUGAUUGUUUAUGCCGCACCGGUCUGUGUAGAGUACGGGCUGAGUUGUGCAUUCUGCCUACAACAAAAUCUCUUGCAUAGUUCGUUUUGUUUCGGUAUGUUGCAUUGAAAGUGGCUAAUAUUGCGUUGAAUCGAUCACAAUUGCCACAGUAAAGGGAAACGUUGAUAGUGUUAACAGGGAAAACUCUAGAACAGUGGUCACCAACCUUUUCUGAAUCAAGAUCACUUUGAGUCAAAAUGCACGAUGACUUAAAAAACGUAAGCCUAUGCAACAUUAACCAAUUAAAAACAGUACUGUAGCAAUGAGGUUUGUGUAGUAAGGUAUAGGCCCAAUACAUUAUCACCUCAUAUUGGCCGUUGUUGUAUUACUUGUGAAGUACAGCUGAGUGAGCAUACAUUUAAAUCAUUAGCUUUUUAUUUUUAUUUUACUGGGCUGAUGGUGCCUGCAUCUGAUGGUCAGUCUCAGCUGAGGAAGGGAGAACCAGACUGAGAGUCUGCCUCUCAACAUCCCUCCGCUCUCGCUUUCCUCCACAGACACUGACCAAAAAGGGACAACUGAUGGCGAAACUCAAGUCGCACUGCAUUAUUUCAUGUUGUUACUCCUAUGAACAGAGAAAUAAAAUAUUCCUUGAUAUUAAAAAAUACCCAAGCCGCUAAUAAUAACAACAACGCAAGCAUAUAGAUACCAGUGAGGCGCUGAGGGGAAGACGGCUCAUAAUAAUGUCUGUAAUGGAGCGAAAAGAAUGGCAUCAAACACAUGGAAACCAUUUCAUGGCUUAUAAAAGUGUUGAAACAAAGUGUUGAGUAAGAACUUAAACAUGAACACACUCAUAAAAACAGCAUAUUUUUGCUGUAUUCGUUGACGGUCUCGCUCUAGUCAUGGUUUUAAACGUUUUGAAAUCUCACAGUAUCAGUUUUGCUGUAGCGUUCUUUUAUGCCUGCUACAUUACUGCAGACAUGGUCAUCUGAGCCAUCCGAUUGGCCAGCGGUAGGCCUAUAGUGCACUUGAUAUGCUCUCUGUGCCCGCCAGGAAGGCAGAAUUUGUACCUUCAGGCACAUGAAAUGGUUAAAAAUGGCAACAGUUCGCCUACCCGAUGCGCAGGGCAGCUGAAUCGGGUGCAUCUACCGCCAACAGCCCUAGACGAAUACAAAUAAAUAGGAACACAAGGCUUUAUUGUUGGGUUUUUUACAGAAAUGUUUGGAGAUCGACCAGUCGAUCGUGAUCGACCGGUUGGUGACCACUGCUCUAGAAAGUUGAGUAAAGUUCAAUCUCGUGCUUCUCUCUGUGGGCUGAUAUUUCUGCGCGGCAGUCUUGGGCUACUGCGCCACACACGCAGCUUAGAGGGAACAUUGGUCAAGACUGCGGUUGCUAAGGUUCUUUAGAAGUGUCACUUUGAAUUCCACAGUAUAUUUGUUUCCUGCUGUUGGUCUAUCGAUUUUAUUUUCUCAACGUUUUCAUUCUUCUUCACCUGUGCACACAAUUACCUUGGAGGUGAGAGAUGAGGAAAAUAACUGGGAUUCAUAAUAUACUUUUACUGUGAAUUUAGUUUAGUGGUCUCUCACAUUUGAACGUUAGUUGUGGUUUGUCACAGAGGCAAUUUUAGCCUGAGUCUGUCAUGUCAUCUAGGCCUACUGGAGCAAAAGGCACAUAGUGAAGUGGGGGCUGAGGGGCUGUCCUGUUGCACCCUGGAAACUUUGGCUGCACAACUGAAUAACUUUGGCUUUGGUUCCUGUUUUAUAUGCAUCACAGUUUCCUUCUGGUUCUCUUUGUGCAUGCAAUCUAGCAAAUGUGUAGCUACUGUGUAGCAACUGUGUAGCAACUGUGGCAUACAAAUAUACAAAUUCCUAAUUUUACUGAUAUGAAAGACUGAAGUAAUUUUCUCUCAAGGAUUUGAUUCUCAAGCUUUUUUCAAAGGAUCACAUUAUUGUCACAGCCAUUCAGGCUAGAGAAGGUGGGUUAAACAAUUGAAUUCGUUUGAUUCCUCUUCUCUCGCUCUCCCCUCCCCUCUACUUCCAUGUCACUAAACCUAACGAAUGUUGAUGAAAUACAGAUUUUCCCCCGAGUUUAUUUUCUUUUGUAUGACUAAGAAUUGUGAGCUCCUUCCACCCAGAGGCAAGGCGGCAGCUGCGGUUUUAUGUGUCCACACAGCAUGAUAUCAACGCUUUUUCAGGGUUUAUCAAUCUCAGAUUUAAUUAUUACUUUAAGCAGAUGUUUUUGUUCAGAGUUAAAUAAAAAAGCUAUUUGUGUUUUAGUGUCAGCCACACUAUAGCAUCUACUCCCGAGUGGCGCAGUGGUCUAAGGCACUGCAUCGCAGUGCUAGCUGUGCCACUAGAGAUCCUGGUUCGAAUCCAGGCUCUGUCGUAGCCGGCCGCGACCGGGAGACCCAUGGGGCGGCGCGCAAUUGGCCCAGCGUCGUCCAGGGUAGGGGAGGGAAUGGCCGGCAGGGAUGUAGCUCAGUUGAUAGAGCAUGGCGUUUGCAACGCCAGGGUUGUGGGUUUGAUUCCCACAGGGGGUAUGAAAAAAAUAAUAAUGUAUGCACUAACUGUAAGUCGCUCUGGAUAAGAGUGUCUGCUAAAUGACUAAAAUGUAAAUGUAAAUGUACAGUCUACAUCCUGUGUGGUUCUGAUUAGUCUCCCUCAUGACAGACUAACAAUAGAGUAGCUGGCCAAAGCGCACAAUAACUUUACUUCUGAGUUCUGAAGUUGUUACCCCCCCCUUCACCUGCAGGACCUGAAUGGCACUCUGAAGAGUCUGCUCUCUGAGUGGUUCUCUGUGGGUCUGCUGCGUCUGGAGAGGAUCACCUGGCAGUCCCCCUGUGAGAUACUGCAGAAGAUCAGCCAGUAAGAAGCCCCUGUAGUAAACACACACACACUUCUACAGUGUGCAUACACCCUAAACCCAUAUCUAACCAUCACUAUGACCUGUCAGGUACGAGGCUGUGCACCCUGUGAGGAACUGGACAGAUAUAAAGCGUAGAGUUGGGCCGUACCGUCGCUGCUAUGCCUUCACCCAUGCUGCCAUGCCAGGGGAGCCACUGGUCGUCCUGCAUGUGGCACUUACAGAGGACAUCUCUGAUAACAUACAGGUGAGAGGUUUAUAUGGAAUAUGAAAGAAUGCAUAAAUUGAUAAGUUUGUUUAGCUGUCAUGUGGAUUUGUAUUACUUUUCCUCUUUUCAGGUCAUGAACCACAGUUUGAUAAUUGACUGUAUGUCUGACUCCAACAAUGUUGUUUCUCUUGUCCAAUAGAGUAUCGUGAGAGAGUUUGCUACUCUAGACUCAGAGGAGGAUGUGAACAAAGUCAAUACAGCAGUGUUCUACUCCAUUUCCUCCACCCAGGCUGGCCUACAGGGGGUGGAGCUGGGGAACGUCCUCAUUAAGAGAGUGGUGCGGGAGCUGCAGGUGGGUGGAGAAUGACAUCACAUCACCACUGUCUAAAUGAGCAGGCUGACAGAAACACUGGGACUAUCUGAACACUGUGGAACGUCUCCUAGGCAAAUCAGCUGCUGCUCUGCAUCGUAAUUGGUUGAUUUAUUAGCCAGCUCCAGGGUCAGAGUCCUUUACGCUCUGUUAGUCACUCGCUUCAAUGUCGCCUGAUAACUUCCAUUCACUCUUCCAGAGAAGUUCCAGAGAACCACAACCACUCACGUCACCAAGCAUUUCUUGCCACAGCCAAUAAACAGAUGGCAGUCAAUCACAGCAGUAGUUCAACAUGAGCUGGAGGUCAUUUCAGUGUGAAAGGAGUGGUUAUUAUGAUAAGAUAACCAUAGCAUGUUAUAUAACCUAGACAAGCUAAUAUUUUGAUUGCUCUUAGUCUUGUGAGUUUCUCAAUUAAGCCAAAUACUCUCUCACAAUCUAGCAGUUCUACCUACAUCUGAGAUGUGUUUUUGAGGGUAAAGAAUGGAUAGCAGCAUGAUUGAAUAAACAUCUCCACACAUCAACCAAGACCGAGAGUGAAAUAAUUACAUUUCAGCUGGUUUUGAUGUGAGGGUUGUUGAUAGUCUGAUAGAGUAUAGGCUUGUAUGCUUAGAGUAGGUGGUCUGUGCAGUUGUGUGUCUUGUUGAUUUGUACAGUAGCCCUAUUUACAUUCAGUAGCAUAUAUGCGGUAAAGGAGUCAAUGGAACGCAGACAAUUCCAUUGACCAGAUUGGCGCACAUUCAACAAAUUGGAUCUAACAAAGUGGAUAUUCGUCAAAUCCGUCAUGAUUUAUGUAUUGUAACAGGCCCACAAUGUGGUUACUUAAGUCCGAUUUGGAUAUAUUUGGGUUUAUAAGAAUGACUGCUAAAUGCUAACUCCUGUUCAUAUAAGAUGGUUAGCAUAGCUAGCAUACAGAAAUUGUUGGUGGUAGUCAGUCGUUUUUAACUGUAAUGCAGUUGAUUGGUGACAAUGACAUGAACGUGUUGGGGUUGGCAUCCAUACAAAUAUUGUACUUAGAUUUGUACCUCAACAGUGUGAAAUACAUAUAUAAACAAUAGCCUAAAAUGUAGGCUAAUUUUGCUGGUGGGCAAUGAGGAGAUUCUGGAUUUUCCCCCGUGCAUUUCCAUGGCAAUUCCAUUGUUUUGGUCGAGUUCGAGUGACCUCUUUACCGCAUCUAUUAGUCUUGGCCUGAGUAUUCUAGCCUUUCCAUUGUUCUGUCUGUACUCUUAACAUUGGUUAAGUUGAUCUAUGGAGUUCUAGGGAUGUACAUUGUUCUGUAGGGCUUGAACCUCUUAUCUGUAGUCACAAUUCCAUCUGAACUCUGUGGAUAUCAAAUUGAAGCUGAAACUUGAUUUUGUUUUACAAAGCCUUUUCUUGUGGCCGAUGAGAUUUAUCCCAAGGUCACCCUAAUAGCCCUCAUAUCAGUUGGGGGGGACAAAACUAAGUAAGUUGAGCUUCUGGGCUGGCUCAUAACUAUGACUGUGUGCAGUGCCAUGGCAGUGUUAAGCCCCACAUUAAGGGGAAUAGAAAAGCUCCACAGCCGCUGAGAGACCACUAUAAUAAUGGAUGGAUGACAGGGAGGAAAAUAAAAGGUCAUGCUGUGAUUUAGGAAGAAGGGAGGAGGAUCCCGUUGUCUUUCAGCAUUACACCCUGGGGCCAUUUACUGUCUCCCUCAUUCUGCCUGUCCUUAUCUCUCAGGUCUCUGGAUUGCAUGCCUGCUCUAAGCCUGCUGACCAAGGUUUUACAGUAAAUUAAACAGAUGAAAUGAAUGGAAAGUGACCUCUUGACAUGGUUCUCCUCUGAUCCACUGACUCGUGUGAUGGAAGUACAGGGGAAUGAAUGAGAAAGAGGCUGAGAAAGAGAGUGGGAGAAGGAAAGGCACACUCCAACAUCUGCUUCCAGGGGUUGUCUGACACACUUUGCCUCCUUUGAAUCAAUACUCCACACAGCUCUGUAUCUUAUCAGCCUUGACAAGCAAGAGCCAACAUAACAGAGAGGGAGAGAAAGGCCAGGGAAUAGAAGAGAGAGGACAAGGAUGAGAGCUUGUCAAGAAGGGUAAGAUAGAAGAGAGUGUGGAAUGUAGGCGGCAGAUAGGCAGCAUGCGAUGAUGGCAGAGGCGCUAGGGAAUAAGGACCAGAAUCAAGUGAGAGAGGAACGGAGGGCAGGGUACACACUGCAUAAUGUAAGCCUUAAUAUCUUAAUUGAGUGAUAAUUCACUUCGUGUUUUUCUUCUUACCAAGUUAAAUUAUCUAAUGUCAUUGACAGAUCAUUUUGCUUAUUAUAAUCUAAAAAAGGCUUAAUACAAGUACUUCUUUUACAAUUUCUAGAUAUUUUAUCUUAAUAAGAUGAUGUAUUUCUAUUCGCUCUAUAAUGCCACAUUGGUAUUGUUUAUUAACUGGUGGAGACUAAGUUGUUUUAGACUAAGGAUGUUUACCUCAGACUAUCUUUCUCUGUCUUUGCAGAGUGAGUUUCCCCACAUGUCCCAGUUCUCCAGCCUGUCUCCCAUCCCGGGCUUCUCCUCCUGGCUACAGGGCCUGCUCAGCCAGCACCGGAAGGAGGGCCGCAUGGAGCUGCUAACUGACUGCGAGUGGAGGAAGGUGGCAGAUGUCACAAACACAACCCCUGAUACCAACGCCCUGGAUGCCCUGCGUAAAUUGAUUAGCACCGGCGACUGGACACGUUCUGAACGACUGGUCCACGUCCUGGAACCCGUCCUGAUGCGCCUCUGUGCCUGGUACCUCUACGGAGAGAAGAGGCGCGGCUACGCCCUAAACCCUGUGGCCAAUUUCCACCUGCAGAACGGCGCCACCAUGUGGAGGCUGAACUGGCAUGCAGACACCAGCCCGCGAGGAGUGGUCAACUCCUGUGGCAUCAUGGUGAACUACAGAUACUUCCUGCAGGAUACCCUGUCCAACAGCGCUGCCUACAUGCACAACAAAGUCAUCACAGCCACAGAGCAGGUGCUGGGCUUGGUCUCACAGUUUCAGAAGAACAGCAAACUCUGA